AUGGCCAAGAACGAGCUCAUCGACGCUCACGUCUCGUCGCGGCAGUGCAAGCGCGCUGUAAAUGCCCUUCUCACACAUGCUAUCAAACACCAAGAGCAGAAACAGGAGACGGAGCUCCUGGCCGGGAAGGAGCAGCACGUAUGGCUGCAGGUCGCCGUGAAGAGGAUGCACCCAGAGAAAAAGCUCAAACCAUUCAAGAUUCCAUUGAAGUAUCCUCUGGUCGACCCACGCACAUCCUCUGUCUGCUUGAUCACGAAAGACCCACAGCGCGAGUACAAAGACUUGCUCGACUCGCACGGCAUCAAGUUUAUUAACCGCGUCGUCGGCAUCACAAAAUUAAAGGGAAAGUUUAAGCCAUUUGAGGCCCGAAGACUUCUCCUGCAAGAAAAUGGCUUGUUUUUGGCAGAUGAGCGUGUUGUGCCUUUGCUGCCAGGGUUAUUGGGGAGGAAGUUUUUCGAUGCAAAGAAGCAGCCGAUUCCUGUAUGUCUCACGCGCAAAGACCUCAAAGGCGAACUAGAGCGUGCUAUCUCGUCUACGUACAUGCACCAAAAUCAGGGCACAUGCACGUCCAUCAAAAUCGGCACCCUUUCUCAGACCCCAUCUCAAGUUCUUGCCAACCUCGAGAUUGCCCUGCCUUCUGUCGUCAAAAACAUUCACGAUGGUUGGGAAAACGUGCAAAGUUUGAGCAUCAAAACCAACAGCAGCGCGAGCUUGCCGAUAUGGUCGUGUGAACUAGGAGCAGAGGAUGGUGGGCGGUGGGACGGGUUGGUCGCGGGAGACGAAUCGGACGAAUCUUCAAGUGAUGAGGAGGGUGGCGAAGAAGCAGGAGACAGCGACGAGGACGAGGCAAUGCAGGUGGACGAGCUGAAGGCGCCACCAAUCCUUCCGCCAAAAGAGAAAUCGAAAGGUACCAAGAGAGUUGCCGAGGAGGGAGAGGGAGAGAAACCGAAAAAAAAGGCAAAGGGCGAGGUUUCUGCCGGUCUUCCGCAAUCGAUUCCAUCCCCUUCCUUACAAUUACAAAAAGCAGUGAGUUCAGUGUCGCUCGAAGCCAUCUCCUCAAUUUCUUACAUGUCUGCUCUACCUAUAGGCUGA
Heterobasidion irregulare TC 32-1 is the source of this 1092-nucleotide messenger RNA. RefSeq lists its product as uncharacterized. NCBI's taxonomy places the organism in Eukaryota, Fungi, Basidiomycota, Agaricomycetes, Russulales, Bondarzewiaceae. The coding region runs from base 1 to 1092 and encodes 363 amino acids. The transcript has 4 exons. The record is from RefSeq and is a predicted model, not a curated record.